This is a messenger RNA of Balaenoptera acutorostrata (minke whale), 882 nucleotides long. RefSeq names its product DnaJ heat shock protein family (Hsp40) member B7 (gene DNAJB7). Gene Ontology annotation, cellular component: cytosol; endoplasmic reticulum membrane. The record is from RefSeq and is a predicted model, not a curated record. Lineage: Eukaryota; Metazoa; Chordata; Mammalia; Artiodactyla; Balaenopteridae. Gene Ontology annotation, molecular function: ATPase activator activity; Hsp70 protein binding. Gene Ontology annotation, biological process: protein refolding; positive regulation of proteasomal ubiquitin-dependent protein catabolic process.
AUGGUGGAUUACUAUGAAGUUCUAGAAUUGCAGAGAUAUACUUCACCUAAGGACAUUAUAAAGGCUUAUUGAAAAGUGGCACUUAAAUGGCACCCUGAUAAAAAUCCAGAAAAUAAAGAAGAAGCCGAGAGAAAAUUCAAAGAAGUAGCUGAGGCAUAUGAGGUAUUAUCAAAUGAUGAAAAACGGGACAUUUAUGAAUACGGCAAAGAAGGAUUAAAUGGUGGAGGCAGAAGUCAUUUUGAUGAUUCUUCUGAGUAUGGCUUCACAUUCCGUAAGCCAGAUGAUGUCUAAGAAAUUUUUCGUAAAAGGGACCCAUUAUCAUUUCGUUUCUUUACAGACUUGCUUGAAGACCUUUUAAAUAAUCAAAGCUCCUAUGGAAGCAGAAACAGAGGUGAAAGAUCCUUUUUCUCUACAUCCAGUGAAUAUCCAGCUUUCGAAUUUUCUUCAUAUGAUACAGGAUAUAUACCAUGUGGUUCACUGGGCCAUGAGGGCCUUAAUUCAUUCUCUUCCCUGACAUUUGACAACAGUGGGAUGGGCAACUACAUAUCUGUUACAACUUCAGGUAAAAUUGUUAAUGGCAGAAAUACCAAUACAAAGAGAAUUAUUGAGAAUGAUCAAGAAAGAGACGAAGACGAUGGUGAGUUGAAGUCCUUUCUUUUAAAUGGUAUGGCAGAUGGAGAGAGCUUUGCUGAGGAAUGCAAUUGGAGAAGAUGGUCAUUCAACAAUUAUUCACCAAAGUCCUGCAGCCCCAAACAUGUAUCUCAAUAUACUUGCAACUGGAAUCCCUCUAUUUUCUCAGCAGGAUUCAAAGAAGGUGGUAAGAGGAAAAAAAAGAAGCAUAAAGAGGUACAGAAGAAGAAGUCAACUAAAAGGAAUCAUUAA